Argentina anserina (silverweed cinquefoil) is the source of this 1521-nucleotide messenger RNA. RefSeq names its product F-box protein At5g07610-like. The transcript is spliced from 2 exons. Bases 159 to 1247 code for a protein of 362 amino acids. Gene Ontology annotation, molecular function: protein binding. NCBI's taxonomy places the organism in Eukaryota, Viridiplantae, Streptophyta, Magnoliopsida, Rosales, Rosaceae. The record is from RefSeq and is a predicted model, not a curated record.
GUCCAAGAAGAAAAUUGACUACAAGUCCAAGCUGGGCCUCUCUUUUAUCUUUCACAUCAAAAUAGAUAGUCUCGAUCAUCACGUCCAAGCCCCUCCCUCCGCCGUUCGCCGCCGCAAUCCCGAUCGUUUAAGCGUGAUGAUAGUUAGUUGAGAGCGCAAUGGAUCGAGCUAGGAGAGGAAAAGAGUUGAUAGCAAACAAGAACAGCAUGAUAUACUUGGACCUGAAGGAUAUAAUCAAGGAUCAUGCGCUCCCAUUCCUGCCUGCCAAAUCACUUUUCAGGUUCAGUGGGGUUUGUAAGGACUGGAAGAUGCAGAUUAGAUCUCCUUUCUUUGCCCACAAGCAGUCGACUAGCUUUUCAGAUGUCUCGGGCUUCUUUCUUGCUUCGCCAUCAAUCCCACCUUCAUUUGUUUCUAUUGAUUCCAUGGCCUAUGGUGUUCCAGACCCGUCUCUGAUGUUUUUGCCCGAGCCAGUUGACAUAAGGGCUUCUUGCAAUGGACUACUUUGCUGCCAGGGACGUGAAGGCUAUAAGGCUUACUACGUGUGCAAUGCUGUUACUAAGCAGUGGAAAAAACUUCCUAAGCCAAAUGCUUCCCACGGUUCUGACCCUGCUGUGGUUCUCAUCUUUAAACCAUCUUUGUUUAAUUUUGUGGCCGAGUACAAGCUGGUCUGUGCUUUCCCAUCAGUCGACUUUGAGGGCGGACAUGAAUUUGAGAUCUAUUCCUCCAAGGAGGGGUCUUGGCGAAUUUCUGGUGAGAUUAUCUAUGGCAGUGGAUCUAUUAUGCCAAGAUCUGGUGUUUAUGCGAAUGACAUAAUUUAUUGGCGCAUACCGAGUGGUAGGAUCCUUGCUUUUGACCUGAGGAUGGAGAGGGCACAACUCCUUUAUGGCCAUGGUUAUCAUGAUUCAGUUUUGGGUGUGAUUGAUGGAAAGCUUUGUUCGACCAGAUCUCAGGGUAAUGGAAUAACCGUAAGUGUGUUGUCUAAUGCUUACACAAACACAAUGCAGAUGUACAGCAAGGCCAGGGCAUGGGAAAGCAAACUUUCAAUUAAUCUUACUCCUGCACCAGGAGCUUCAAUGCCCGGUAGUUCUACUCAUAAUUUACUGUUUGCAAGUGGGAAUCUGGUGUUGUACCGGAUUGGCUCAAAACUCUAUUCGUACAACCUGCGGACUAAAGAAACUCUGUUCGUAAGUGAUGGGCCAUACAAUGGGACAUUUGUUCCUCAUGUAAACAGCCUCGUCGAGAUCUAGUUGCUUCUUGCGGAUCCUUCUGUCCAAUUUACACAAUUGCAAACCUGAAGAAAAGACACUAGUAGUUGUUGGUUAUGUUUAGAACUAAUUGCUUCAGUUUCUAGUUAUGCUUUUACUAGUCCUGUGUUCAUGGCUAUCUAAUGCCCAUGAGUUGGACUCGAUGGACUGCUUAUUUCGUAUGAGCAUUCGAGGACCUGGUGCUUGUUAUGUUCUGUUAUUAAACCUUCAGUGGCUGUGGAUCUUUAAUAUUCUACCUUGAAAUUCGAAAGUUGAA